AUGCACUCAGACUGCGCCGUACUCCGUACGCCUGUCCAGCAUGUGGGUGUAAAUGUCUUGCUUGUACCGUUCCUGGAUGCUCAUUCAACACCAUGUAGAUUCUUAUACAUUACCCGUGGCUCACUCAUCCUCGCCGACACGAUCGUACUUGUCCUGACUUGGAUCAGGACGUUCGGACACUGGAGGCAGGCGCGUCAUGCGAAUAUCGGGGUGUCGGUAACGACAUGUCUGCUACGUGACGGGACCGUCUACUUCAUGACGCUGCUGGUGGCGAACUUCAUCCAAAUGCUGACCUACAACUUCCCUGCGAGUGUGUCUCCUGCAUCCGUGAUAGUCACAGCUUUGCCUCCGGUGCUCAUCAACCGCUUCAUGAUCAACCUGCGGACGAUCGACUCGGAGAUGCCGGAUUACUCUUUGCACAUUGGUGAUCAGCAGCGGAGGCAAGCGACACUACAGUUCAGAAGGCCGGCAAAUCGACUGGGAAACAUUGGGGAGACGCUACAAGAUGGUUGGAGCGACGAACUCUGGGACGAAGAGAACAACACUGCGGAAGUGGACGAGGAAGGACGUCGCGAGACCAGCACCGAAGACUGUACUGAAGUUUGAAUCAUGCUCUGUUCCAGGCGAACAGUAUCGUUGAUGUGAUUAUUUGGAUCUGUACGAGCGGAGGUCUCGAGUCGAGUGAUUUCAAUUGAGUGUGGCCCAGGUUGCCACAACGCUGCGAGCAAAGAAUAGAAAUUUGCUGUAGAGCGUUUUAUCGAGCUGUGCAACAGAUGUCUCGAAUCGA
Messenger RNA from Phanerochaete carnosa HHB-10118-sp, 787 nucleotides. RefSeq lists its product as uncharacterized. The record is from RefSeq and is a predicted model, not a curated record. The transcript is spliced from 6 exons. NCBI's taxonomy places the organism in Eukaryota, Fungi, Basidiomycota, Agaricomycetes, Polyporales, Phanerochaetaceae. The coding region runs from base 1 to 606 and encodes 201 amino acids.